Molecule: messenger RNA, 399 nt
Organism: Candidozyma haemuli
Lineage: Eukaryota; Fungi; Ascomycota; Pichiomycetes; Serinales; Metschnikowiaceae
Product: mitochondrial 54S ribosomal protein uL14m
Exons: 1
Coding region: 1-399 (132 amino acids)
Biological process (GO): translation
Cellular component (GO): ribosome; mitochondrial large ribosomal subunit
Molecular function (GO): structural constituent of ribosome; large ribosomal subunit rRNA binding
Source: RefSeq, a predicted model, not a curated record
AUGAUCUAUUUGAAGUCACUCUUGAAUGUCAUCGACAACUCCGGCGCUCAGGUCGUCGAGUGUAUCAAGGUCCUUCGUCAUGGUCCUAGAAAUUUCGGCAAGGUGGGUGACCUAAUCACUGUCGUGGUGAAGGAAGCCAGACCUCUUUCAUCUGCCAUCACCGGCCAGAGUUCCAACAACAGAGUCAAGAGAAGAGAUAUCUGCCGAGCAGUUAUUGUCAGGACGAAAGCACCUUUCAGAAGACCAGACGGCUCCGUGGUUCGUUUUGAUGACAACGCUUGUGUGUUGGUGAACCAGAACGGUGAACCUUUAGGGUCCAGAAUCUCCUCUGUUGUCGCCAAAGAGUUGAAGGACUUGCAAUAUAAUAAGAUAGCGACGCUAGCACCAAAGACAUUCUGA